UGAAAAGUAUAUCGUAAAAUCACGUGUGUCUGCAUUUAAGGAAAGUUUGUGUCCCUGGCUGCCAAAUUUAACAUUUACUGUGUAUUUACCUUUGUUCCCCCUUGCAUAUAAUGUCCUCUUUCCGAUUGAUCAACUCGCGAUGCUGCUCAGUUUCAAAAACAUGGAACUUGGUUAGACAAAGAGCUAUUCACACAACUUCAACAGUUCGUGCAGUUGCUCAUCAAGAAGAAGCUGCAGCUCAGCGAGCUGAACGUACAAUGACUCGGUUUUGGAAAAAAGCUGGUAUCAAAGAAGAAAAUGAUACUGUGACAGUAGUUUUAGAUCAUCGUAAUCUACGUACCCCCAGUAAGAAUAUUGUGAAAUUCCCAGCUAAGCAAAGGAAUCUGGCUUUAUUGACAGCCGCUGAAUGGGAUGCUCAGACCCAAAAUUUGAAAGCGCACAGUUUACCUCUGACUUCAGUCAUUGCCAGAGCCAUGGACGGAUUAGAUCCUUCGUACGCUGACAGUGAAAACAUCAAUGAUCACCCUGACAAAAUCCGUCCUGCUGUUGUUGACAAACUUCUUACUUAUUUGGAUGGCGAUUCUGUAUGCUACCAUGAAACAUUCCCCGAAAUCAUCACACAACUUCAAGAUAAAUAUUACAAACCUAUUCUAGAAUGGACAGGAAAGACGUUUGAUGUGAAGAUCAAUAUAACAACAGGAUUAUUCUCCGUUCAACAACCAGAAGACACCAAGAAGAAGUUGAGAGCUAUUGUCGAGUCAAUGGAUCCCCUUGAGUUGGCUGCGUUUGAAAAGGCCGUUAUGAGCUCAAAGAGUUUUCUGAUAGGUUUGGCGUUGGUGAGAAGAGGUAUCACAGUAGAACAAGCAGCGAGAGCAGCACAUGUUGAAAUGAAUGCACAAAUGGACAGAUGGGGAGAAGUGGAAGAUAGUCAUGACGUGGAACGCGAAUACAUACGACAAACCCUAGGGUCUGUAGCUAUUGCAUUGAUGCACAAGAGAUAUUAAAGAAAAGAGAUGAAUUCUUUAUAUAUAUUCUAUUUAUGAUAAAAAAAAAGCACAUAUAGCAGCUUCUCGAAAUUUCGUAAUAUCAUUAUGCUUUUCCAAACGCUGGUUAGCGUGUAUUCCAAUAUAUCAAACAUU
This is a messenger RNA of Mycotypha africana, 1139 nucleotides long. RefSeq lists its product as uncharacterized. The coding region runs from base 111 to 1004 and encodes 297 amino acids. The transcript is spliced from 5 exons. NCBI's taxonomy places the organism in Eukaryota, Fungi, Mucoromycota, Mucoromycetes, Mucorales, Mycotyphaceae. Gene Ontology annotation, biological process: mitochondrial proton-transporting ATP synthase complex assembly. Gene Ontology annotation, cellular component: mitochondrion. The record is from RefSeq and is a predicted model, not a curated record.